This is a messenger RNA of Syngnathoides biaculeatus (alligator pipefish), 1028 nucleotides long. RefSeq names its product clarin 1 (gene clrn1). The transcript is spliced from 3 exons. Bases 74 to 781 code for a protein of 235 amino acids. Gene Ontology annotation, biological process: equilibrioception; sensory perception of sound. Lineage: Eukaryota; Metazoa; Chordata; Actinopteri; Syngnathiformes; Syngnathidae. The record is from RefSeq and is a predicted model, not a curated record.
UCGAGGUCGCCAAGGAAACGAGAGGGCGGGGGUGGGUCGCAGAGGCGUCCAGGGCAGGCGGCUCAGGUCGGCCAUGGCGGCGGCGAGGCGGCGGCACAAGCGUCUGCUGCUGAGCUUCGGCGGGACGCUGGCGGCGGGCUGCGCGUUGGCGGCAGCCGUGUGCGCCGCACUUCCUCGCUGGCUGGACGGCUCGGUCCUCUGCAGAACUGGAGCGGAACUCGUCAACGCCACCGGGAGCGAGCUGGACAAGUUCGUGGGGCGCAUCGCCUAUGGACUCUUCCGCGGCGAGAGAGUCAAGACCUGCGGCUUGGGCGGCCGGACUUCGCGAUUCUCAAUCUUUUCAGAGUUGCUGGACGCCAUCCCAGCCGGUCUGCACGUGACCAUCAUCUUCUUCUGCGGUUCGUUGAUCGUCUUUUCGUCCGUGUCGAGCGGCUUCUUCUUCUUCAACGCCUUCGGACGUCCUUACGAGACGCUGCACGGCCCUCUGGGACUUUACUUGUGGACGUCCAUCUGCUGUGGGUGCGGUUUCCUGGUUGUGGUUCUGUUCGCCUCCGAGGUGAAAGUCGAGCGCCUGUCGGAGCGCAUCGCCAACUUCGAGGAGGUCGCCUUUGCGUUCCAGACGCACGACGAGCGCUACGACGUCUGCUUCUGGAUCCUGGUCCUGGUCUUCUUCCUGCAAGCGUUCAACGUGGCUGUGAUCCGACUAGCGGGGAUGAACCUCCCCGUCCUGCGGGGGAAAGACUCGGACCUGAGCGGUGGUGCCGCUGACCUGAUGUACUGAAUUGCACUUUACUUCUUAACACAUCGCUAUGCAGCAUCGCUGUGAAGUAGUCACACAAAAGUGUCUCAGUGGAACCUUGACUUACGAGUAUAUUUUGUUUAGUGACUCAGCUCAUAACUCAAUUUACUUAUACAGUACUUCCUAUCAGUAUUCCCCAUUGAAAUGACUUGACAUCCCAUUAGUCUGUUCAAGCCCUGAAAAUACCACCACCAUUUUUUACAUGCUUUUAAUAAAGAAUAUUAUAUAA